This is a messenger RNA of Morone saxatilis (striped sea-bass), 3174 nucleotides long. It is a transcript of the gene znf653, whose product is annotated as zinc finger protein 653. Lineage: Eukaryota; Metazoa; Chordata; Actinopteri; Moronidae. The coding region runs from base 81 to 2003 and encodes 640 amino acids. The record is from RefSeq and is a predicted model, not a curated record. Gene Ontology annotation, biological process: regulation of transcription by RNA polymerase II. The transcript is spliced from 10 exons. Gene Ontology annotation, cellular component: nucleus. Gene Ontology annotation, molecular function: transcription coregulator activity.
GCGUCCGUAUCAGCGCUUCCGCUCCGACAUGACAACUUCCGGGAUACCGGGUAAUCACAACAUCAGCUGCUGUGGCCAAGAUGGCGCAUAGCCUGGCAGAGUUAGAAGUUCCCCUGGACGCUGAACAAGCUGGGGACCAAGAGAAAGGUGUUUUUAGACGUUGCAGAGGACGACCCAGGCUCACAGACUCCGACCGAGCCCAGAGGCGUCUUGAAUCCCGAAAGAAGUACGAUGUGAGGCGGGUGUACCUGGGAGAAUCGCACAAGCUGUGGAGUGAGCUCCGCAGGCGGACCAGUCUGAGUGAUGCUGGACUGGCAGAGUAUCUGAUCCUGCUCAACUCCACCUAUGGAGACAAAUACCAGCAGAAAUACUGCGGAAAGAAGAUUGCUCCAGAAGUCUCAGUAAAACAGAAAAAAGGCAGGAAAGAGCGUGUGUCCAGUCUCCAGAGCCUGGUGUGUUGGUACCAGGAGCACUCCCACUCCUGCCCUCAUGAGCCCCAGCUCAGAGCCUUGGAGCCCCAGCCCAACUUCUCCACUGCUGCUAUCUGGCAAUGUGACUCUAACCACUCAUUUGUGCAAUACCUUUUCUCCCCACUGAGGGAGGCGAGUGACUCUGAACAUGAAGACGAAGUGAACGGUGAGGAGGAUGGAGAGAGCGCAGCGAAGACAGAUGAGCCUGUGGCUAAAGGCGUCAUGAACAGGAAGAGGAGAAAGGAGGCGACCAAACAGUUCAAAGAUGUGGAAGACAAUGUGGAUGUGUCUGAGAUACAGCAUACAACCAUGAGCCCGAUAGAACAGGCUGACACUCCAAACCACCAGCCCAGUAUAGAGGCCUCUUCCAAAGAUGUUCCAGUCUGGGAGAUGGUCAUGGAGCGACAGCAAGGCUCCCCCGCUGCUGCAUUUCACUCCAUUCCCUCAGAGGACGAGGCAGAGGAGGCAGAGGACCUGAGGCAAGGCAGAGACGGAGAAGAGGAAGAGAUCGGGACUAUACCGCACAGUUAUGAGUGUGUUACCGUGACGGCGUCCUUAGCCGAUAAACUGGAAAAGACGGACGAGGACGCAGUGCUAUCACAGAGCCUGAGUGGCUCAGUCCCACUGGGAGCUCACCCGGAGCAGUUGGUCCCACCGCCCAUGCAAGAGCAGAGUGAGCUGUUUGACCCUCAGACUCUGCAGACGGUGGUGACCAGCUGCGAGAUUCCUGAUCAGAGGACCACUUUGGAAGGCUCACAGUUAAUUAUUAUCACUGGCCCCAGCUAUGAGGCCCUGGCAUCAGAGGGUAUCCAGCUCAAUAUGGGCGGCGGAAAUGUGGAGGAAGUCACCUGCACUGUCAUCGGGGGUGUCACCUAUAACCAAGUUUGCACGUCUGACUCGAAACUCAGAACAGCGGAGGAUGAAGACUCGAUGACAGGUUUGAGUGAAAAACAGCUGCUGCAGCCCAGUGUUGACCCUUUGGAGUUGGGCAGUGACAGAGAGCUGCAGCGGAGUCUGAGCAGUGUCCGGUCAAAGAGAAACAGGCGAGGUCCCAUCAUUGAGGCAGAUGGGAUGCUUAAGAUGUUCCACUGUCCAUAUGAGGGCUGCAGUCAGGUCUAUGUAGCUAUAAGCAGCUUUCAGAAUCAUGUCAACCUAGUUCACAGGAAAGGGAGGACCAAGGUUUGCCCCCACCCAGGCUGCGGGAAAAAGUUCUACCUGUCAAACCAUCUGCAUCGCCAUAUGAUCAUCCAUUCAGGGGUCAGAGAUUUCAUCUGUGAGACAUGUGGAAAAUCCUUUAAGCGUAAGAAUCACCUGGAGGUUCACCGGCGGACCCACACAGGAGAAACACCUCUCCAAUGUGAAAUCUGUGGCUACCAGUGUCGCCAGCGCGCGUCCCUGAACUGGCACAUGAAGAAACACACUCCGGAGGCCCACUACAACUUCACCUGCGAGUUCUGUGAGAAGAGAUUCGAGAAGCUGGACAGUGUUAAAUUCCACAAGUUAAAGAGCCACCCAGACAAGCAGGCAGCCUGAGGUGCUCAGACGUUGAUGAUAGUAGCUGAAAAAGUACAGGUUUGCCCUGGACAACCAAAGGAAGACUUCCAGUGAAGAAACAGACUUCCGUUCCCUGUGCUUGCCUUGCCUCUCAUGUCCAGGAUGAUUUGAACAUCACCUGUGAACACACAAGCAGUGGAUGAAGGCGAAAGUGGGCCAGUCCAACAGCUGUGCAGGACACACGCUGUUUCAGAGUACAGGGCCCAAACAUUGUGAACAUAUUUGGUACAGCAGGGAAAAAACUUAAUCCACUGUUGACUUUUGAUGUUCAACUGACUGUUCACUAAACCAUUCCCUCAAACAGUUAGCAGCUUAGCAACAAUAGCUAGGCAUAGCAGUUUAGUCAAGCUUUGGAUUUCUCUACAUGUUGAAGCAGAGUGAAUGGCUCCGGUAAGAGAGAUACUACUUAUAUGAAGAUUGUGGUAGUUUCUGUCUUAAAAACUGGAAAGCCUUUCCAAAACCAAAAUCUCAAGAGCAAAACUGUAAGGGAUGAAUUAAACGAGGGCUGCCCGAACCAGGGCCCACAGGCCAAAGUUCCCGCCAUAAGGUUUGGUUUGUUUAUGCUGUUUUAUUUUUUGUGAGGUAAAAAUGAUCUUUGAAUAUGUAGGAUCGCUAAUUAUUUAUUAUUUUUCCUAAUCUGAGCUUGGAGUGGCACUUUGAACAGGAUGUCAGUUAACGGAAUUUGGGAUUCUAACAGUACAGUACAAUAGGUGAUUCCUUUUGGCUGUUUAUUUGCCCUAAUGUAACACACAGACAUUAGCAUGGCUGCCUAACUAGCCUAUUUCCUACAAUAAUAACCCACCAUUACUUACAGUGGCAGCUGCAUUUCAUACAACAUUAUUUUAUGGUAUUAGGUUACAUUGAAAAGGUCCUGUUCAUGAUAGCACAUCCUCUGUGUAGUAUUUCCCCACUGUGUGGGAGCCAGUCGAGGAUACUCAUGCAUGAGAGUGAGGCUAGCAGCUAGGUUAGCGGCUCAGCCUUGCUCCUUACUGGAUUUGGGAAAGUUUACAUUCCAGCAACCCCAGCUAAACUUGUUAGCGUCAAGAUAAGAUAGCGUCACCAUCACCAGAUUUAGUUUUCAUCCAAAAAGCCUUUUCUAUAAUAAAACACACUGAUUGAAUAUAUGAAUAUGAAUAAAGUAUAAAUCUAA